Anas platyrhynchos (mallard) is the source of this 3582-nucleotide messenger RNA. The record is from RefSeq and is a predicted model, not a curated record. NCBI's taxonomy places the organism in Eukaryota, Metazoa, Chordata, Aves, Anseriformes, Anatidae.
GGGAGUCACAUGUGGGGGGACACUGAUGUCAUCUGGGGGUGUCACCUGCAGGACAUGGAGGUGUCACACAUGGGGGGACACUGAUGACGGGGGGGUCACCCACAGGGUGUGGAGGUGCCACCUGUGGGUGCGGAGAUGUCACCCAUAAGGGGACACAGAUAUCACACAUGGGGACGUGGAGGUGCCGCCUGAGGGCACAGGUGUCACCCAUGUGCGUGGAGGUGUCACCCACGGGCACAGAGAUGUCACCCAUAAGGACACGAGGAUGUCACCCAUGGGUCCAGUACAGCUGACCGGUGCGCCCAGUACACCCCCACCAUGGGGACAGGGGCGACACUCUGAGCACCGCAGGGCACUGGAGCACAGGGGAACUGGGCACACUGGGAGGCACUGGGAGGCAGCAGGACAUGGGGGGACACUGGGGACAUAGGGACACCGGGGGACACUGGGCCUGCAGGUGGUGGGACUGGGGGGCACUGGGAGCAGCACUGGGCCAUACUGGGGAUGCAGUAGAGUGGCACUGGGAGAUAGUGGGGACACAGUGAGGCAGCACUGGGAGGUUCUGUGUGCAUGGCACUGGGAGCACUGGGCUGUACUGGGGACACAGCAGGACCGAUCCCUGGGAGCACUGGGAGAUACUGGGGGCACAGCAGGGUACCACAUGGAGCACUGGGCCAUACUGGGCACAGAGUGGGGUUGCACUGAGAGAUACUGGGGGUGCAGCAGAGCAGCACUGGGAGCACUGGGCCAUACUGGGAAUGCAGGAUUGUGGGACUGGGAGCACUGAGGGAUACUGGGGGCACAGCGGAGUACCACUGCGAGCAAUGGAAUGCACUGGGGACACAGUGGGGCGUUACUGGGAGAUACUGGAGGCACAACAGAGUAGCACUGGGAGCGCUGGACCAUACUGGGAGCAUAGCGGGGCACCACUGGGAGCACUGGGGGCACAGUGGGGUGGCACUGGGAGAUACUGGGGGUGCAGCAGCGCGGCACUGGAAGCACUGGGAGACACUGGAAGCACAGUGGGGCACCACUGGGAGCACUGGGGGCACAGUGGGGUGGCACUGGGGGGUACCAGGGGCGCAGCAGAGCGGCACUGGGAGCACUGGGCCAUACUGGGAGCACAGCGGGGGGGGGCACCGGGAGCCCCGCGCGAUGCCGGGGGCGGCGCGGGGGCCGUACCGGGGGCCGUACCGGGGCCGUACCGGGGCGGUCUCGCAGGAGGCUCCGGGGGCAGCCCCGGGGGCGGCGGCGCUGCGGCAGCGCGCGGUACCGGGAGCCCCGAGCCGCACCGGGGCAGCCCCGGGAGCAGCGCGGCGGCGGCGGCGGCGGCCCCGGGCGGGGCGGAGCCGGGGCAUGGCGGGCCUGGGAGCGCUGGAACCGGGCACCGGCACCGGCACCGUCCCGGCCACCAAGGUGGAGCUCACCGUGUCCUGCAGGCAGCUGCUGGACAAGGACACCUUCUCCAAGUCCGACCCGCUCUGCGUCCUCUACACCCAGGGCCUGGACACCAAGCAGUGGCGGGAGUUCGGCCGCACCGAGGUCAUCGACAACUCCCUGAACCCCGACUUCGUGCGCAAGUUCGUGCUGGACUACUUCUUCGAGGAGAAGCAGAACCUGCGCUUCGACCUGUACGAUGUGGACUCCAAAAGCCCCGACCUGUCCAAGCACGACUUCCUGGGCCAGGCCUUCUGCACCCUCGGUGAGAUCGUGGGCUCGGCCGGCAGCCGCCUGGAGAAGCCGCUGACGAUGGGGACGGUCACAGCACAAUCCCGCGGCAAGAAGCCGGCUCCGGCCCUCUCCAACGGGGGCAUCCCUGGGAAGAAGUGCGGCACCAUCAUCCUCCUCGCCGAGGAGCUGGGCAACUGCAGGGACGUGGCCACGCUGCAGUUCUGCGCCAACAAGCUGGACAAGAAGGAUUUCUUCGGCAAGUCCGACCCCUUCAUGGUCUUCUACCGGAGCAAUGAGGACGGGACCUUCACCAUCUGCCACAAGACCGAGGUGGUGAGGAACACGCUGAACCCGGUCUGGCCGGCCUUCGCCAUCCCCGUGCGCGCCCUCUGCAACGGCGACUACGACCGGGCCAUCAAGGUGGAGGUGUACGACUGGGACCGUGACGGCAGCCACGACUUCAUCGGCGAGUUCACCACCAGCUACCGGGAGCUGGCGCGGGGGCAGAGCCAGUUCAACGUCUACGAGGUGGUGAACCCGCGGAAGAAGAUGAAGAAGAAGAAGUACCUGAACUCGGGGACGGUGACGCUGCUGUCCUUCGCCGUGGAGUCCGACCACACCUUCCUGGACUACAUCAGGGGCGGGACCCAAAUCAACUUCACGGUGGCCAUCGACUUCACCGCGUCCAACGGCAACCCCUCGCAGUCCACCUCGCUGCACUACCUGAGCCCCUACCAGCUCAACGCCUACACCAUGGCGCUCAAGGCCGUGGGCGAGAUCAUCCAGGACUAUGACAGUGACAAGAUGUUCCCGGCGCUCGGCUUCGGCGCCAAGAUCCCUCCGGACGGGCGCGUGUCCCACGAGUUCCCGCUGAACGGCGACGCCGCCAACCCCUCGUGCAGCGGCAUCGAGGGCAUCCUGGAGGCCUAUCACCGGAGCCUGCGCAGCGUCCAGCUCUACGGCCCCACCAACUUCGCCCCCGUGGUCAACCAUGUGGCCCGCUCGGCCGCGGCGGUGCCCGACGGCUCCCAGUACUUCGUGCUCCUCAUCAUCACCGACGGCGUCAUCUCGGACAUGGCGCAGACCAAGGAGGCCAUCGUCAACGCUGCCAAGCUCCCGAUGUCCAUCAUCAUCGUGGGGGUCGGACAGGCCGAGUUUGAUGCCAUGGUGGAGCUGGACGGGGACGACAUCCGCAUCUCCUCCCGCGGGAAGGUGGCCGAGCGCGACAUCGUGCAGUUUGUUCCUUUCCGUGACUACAUCGACCGCACGGGGAACCAGGUGCUGAGCAUGGCGCGCCUGGCCAAGGACGUGCUGGCCGAGAUCCCCGACCAGUUCAUCUCCUACAUGAAGGCGCGUGGCAUCAAGCCCCAGCCCGCGCCCCCCAGCCCCGACCCCCCCGGCCCCCCGCCGCCCCCCCCCCAGCCCUGACGGCUCCCGGCCCCGCUGUGUCCCCCAGGACCCCGCUCCAGCCGUGGUGAUGGGUGGGGACCUGGGGACGUGGCCGGAGCCCCCCCCAUCCUCAGCUGAGGGAUAAAUCACUGCCAGGCACCCCCAGCCCCUCCCUGCCCCACAGAAACUGGAUUUGGGGGGGGGAUUGGCCACAUCCUGCACCCCCUCCUCCCCUACCAGGACCCUGACCCCUUGUACCUAUGGGGGGGGGAAAUGAGGAUCCCCCCACUGCCCACAGGGAGCCCCUGGGGCACCCCCUGUGCCCCCCCCCCCCAUGCCCAGAGCCCACCUGUGUCACCCCCCCCGACCCCAGGUCACCCACCCUUUGUCCCUGUAGUGAGGGUUGGGGGGUCCCUACAUUUCCCCCCCCCCCAUCAUUUUUCUACGUGCAUGGACGUGUUGUGUGCCUGUGCGCUGGGUCGUGGUGCGUUGCCUUAAACUGCAAUAAAUUUCGGUCUUUUU